AUUGCUUUCUCCUUGAUGACUUCAAAUGCGAGAUCAGUCUCACUGUUGGAAGGGAAAAGAAAGAGCAUCAACUUUUCAUUUGACAAGGAACACGUCAACUUCUCCUUUUUAUCAAGCUACUAGCCUGAUAAACAGUCUAAACUGAGUUUGGUUUCCCAAAGCAGUCAUGGCUUGUGCGACUCUCAAACGAUCAUAUGAUUUCGACCCGUUGAUGAGCCCAACACAAAGAUCGCCUAAGAGAAGAAGAUGUGGUCCCCCAGUCGUGUCUUCACCUGUACAAACAGCCGAUCCAAGCUCGUCUCCUUUCCACCAAAGGACUCCAAAAAUCUCAUCAGAUGAAUUGAGUGCAAGUGUAUUGGAAGAAUGGAAGCGAAUUCAAAAACGACAGAAAUUGGCAUCAUCAAUGUCUCCACCUCAAAAUGAUCAGUAUCAACACCACAAAAUGUUUCAACUCCAAAAUCCUGCACCUCAAUUCAACAUGCCAUCAUUUAAUUUCAAUUCUCCUGGAAGCUACCCAGCACCUGCAUUUACAGAAAAUAAGUCAUCUAAAGAGCAGCCAAUGUUUACUGCAAAACAAGUUGUUAUGCUUUGCGAAAGGUUAUGGAAGGAGCGAGAAGAGAAACUAAAAGAAGAAUAUGAUCAAGUAUUGCAUGAGAGGUUGUCAGAACAAUAUAAUUCAUUCCUAAGAUUCACACAAGAUCAAAUUGUGCGACAGUACAGUGAGCCAAGUUGUAGCUAUGUGUCUUGAGAGAUGGAAAUCAGAAACCGGCUUAAAUUACCUUGUAAAAUAAUGUAAUAAUCUUUGAGUAUGGAAGAUGUGAGGGACCAUCUUUUAUCAUUUAAAGAUUUGUUUAUAUUUCCACAGUUCAUUUCUUUCCUUAAGUAUAUAUGUUUUUGGUUAGUAAAUAUAUUAUAUUGUUGUGUGAA
This is a messenger RNA of Rhopilema esculentum, 927 nucleotides long. Its product is annotated as akirin-2. Gene Ontology annotation, molecular function: transcription coregulator activity. Gene Ontology annotation, biological process: positive regulation of innate immune response; positive regulation of transcription by RNA polymerase II. The record is from RefSeq and is a predicted model, not a curated record. NCBI's taxonomy places the organism in Eukaryota, Metazoa, Cnidaria, Scyphozoa, Rhizostomeae, Rhizostomatidae. Gene Ontology annotation, cellular component: chromatin; nucleus.